This is a messenger RNA of Amborella trichopoda, 3764 nucleotides long. RefSeq names its product Leucine-rich repeat protein kinase family protein (gene PXY). The record is from RefSeq and is a predicted model, not a curated record. Gene Ontology annotation, biological process: protein phosphorylation. Lineage: Eukaryota; Viridiplantae; Streptophyta; Magnoliopsida; Amborellales; Amborellaceae. Gene Ontology annotation, molecular function: ATP binding; protein binding; protein kinase activity.
CUCUCUCUCUCUAAACAGUCUUCUGCUCCUUUGAGAACACUCUCCUCGCGAUAAAGCAAAAGAGAACGAGAAACAUCAGUUUCUCUGUCUCUCUCUCUCUAAAAUUCACUGUAACUAUCAUCAUGAAACCUCUUUCCACUUCCCCAUUAAAACCCCGGCCUCUGCAAACUACACUCCCAUUCUCACCAUGAAACCCACCUGCAAAACCCUCCUUCCUCUCUCUCUCCUCCUCUUUUCACUCCUCCCAGCUCUUUCUCUCUCAUGGAGACCCACCGUUCCUCUCCAACUCCUCUCUCUCCUCGCCAUCAAAUACUCUAUCUACGAUCCCUCUCUCUCUCUAAACGACUGGCAGUACCGCCAUGGCUAUCCAAUACCUCCCUUCUGCACCUGGUCCUCCGUUUCCUGCAAACCAAACACCACCCAUAUCAUCUCUCUAGACCUCUCUCACAAGAACCUCUCUGGUUUUCUCUCUCCUCAAAUUCGCUUCCUAACCCAACUUCAAUACCUCAACCUAAGCAACAAUGGUUUUCAAGGACCAUUCCCAACUUCCAUUUUCUCUCUCUUAAACCUUACAGCCAUCGAUAUAAGCCAUAACAGCUUCAACUCCACGUUCCCUCUGGGCAUCAGAGCCUUAGAAAAACUGACCCAUUUCAAUGCUUUUAGCAAUAACUUCACAGGGACAUUGCCAUAUGAUUUACCCCAUCUUCUCUCUCUAGAAUUCCUCAACUUUGGUGGGAGCUUCUUUGAAGGCAGUAUCCCGGCGAGUUUCGGUCUUUUUCCGGCCAUCAAGCACCUGAAUUUGGCCGGGAAUUUGUUAACAGAUGAAAUUCCAUUAGAGCUUGGAAACCUCACUCUUCUUGAGCGUUUGGAAAUUGGGUACAAUAACUUCAUUGGAGGAAUACCGGCUAAGUUUGGAAAGUUGCAGGAGCUCAAAUACUUGGACAUGGCGUCCUGUAAUUUAUCUGGUGUGUUGCCACCUGAAAUUGGAAACUUGGGUGAUAUGGAAUCUCUCUUUCUGUUUAAAAACCACUUUAUUGGGGAGAUUCCGGCUAGUUUCUCCAACUUAACGUCUCUUCUCUCUCUAGAUCUCUCUGAUAACCAACUUUCAGGUGAGAUUCCAGUUGGGUUUUCUGAGCUUAAAAAUCUCACCAUGUUGAGCUUGUUGAAGAACAAGCUCAGUGGUCAAAUACCUCAAGGAAUUGAAGAGCUUCCAAAUUUGGAAACUCUUCUUCUAUGGAACAAUUCAUUUAAUGGAAGUUUGCCCUCUCGAUUAGGCCUGAAUUCGAAUCUUCAAGUUCUCGAUGUCUCUUCGAAUAUGCUUUCGGGGCCUUUACCCGAGUCAUUAUGCCAUGGAAACAAGCUUUGGAAGCUCAUUCUCUUCUCUAAUGCCUUCUCCUCUGAGAUACCGAAGAGCCUCACAGAAUGUGUUUCUCUGUGGAGGUUUAGAGUGGCCGGAAAUCGAUUUUCUGGCGAGAUUCCGGCUGGCUUUGGUUCAAUGAGAAACCUCACUUACAUGGAUUUGAGUUGUAACAAUCUCAGUGGAAAAAUACCAGAUGAUUUAAGCUCUGCUCAACGCCUGCAAUUCUUGAACAUUUCAGGUAAUCAAUUCAAUGGAAACUUGCCAGAGAGUUUGUGGGGUGGUCCAAAUUUGCAGAUUUUCUCAGCUAGUUUCAGUGGACUUAAAGGUAAGAUCCCUUCUUUCUCUCAUGGCUGCAAGUCUCUGUAUAAACUCGAGCUCAAUGGGAACGCAUUCUCAGGUUUGAUUCCCUCUGACAUCAACCAUUGCCAAAAGCUUUUGAACCUGAGACUGAAUCGAAACCAAUUGAGUGGAUCGAUCCCUCGAGAAAUAGCUGAGAUUCCUGUGAUCUCAGAGAUCGAUCUCUCUGAAAAUUCUUUAACUGGUUUGAUACCAGAUAGCUUCGACAAUGUGAGGACUCUCGAGAGCUUCAAUGUCUCAUUUAAUCAGCUAUCUGGUCCGGUUCCAUGCUCGGGCUCGAUAUUUCGAAGCCUUCAUCCUGCUUCUUUCCUAGGAAAUGAGAACCUUUGUGGACUUAUUGUGAACAGACCAUGCCUAAACACUGGAAAUUUGAAUUCAAAUUUGCCUGAAAAUGUGAUCUCAAGAGAACCCAAAAGAGCAGGAGUUCUGGUUUGGAUAAUGGGUGCUGUCUUUUUAGCUGGGAUCUUUGUUCUAAUAGUGGGCAGUCGAUGUUUCAUCAAGAAUUACCAGAUUUUGAUCUCAGGAAGCAGAAGUUACAGAGAGGAAUUAAUAGAGGGGCCAUGGAAAAUGACCGCCUUUCAAAGACUGAAUUUCACAGUCGAAACGGUGAUCGAUUGCUUAAAGAACAGCGACAAUAUCAUAGGAAUGGGAUCAGCUGGUACAGUCUACAAGGCCCAAUUACCAGGAGGAGAAACAAUUGCAGUGAAAAAAUUAUGGGGAAAUCAAAAAGAAACCAUAAAGAGAAGAAGAGGAGGAUCUUUAAGAGGAGCUUUGAUAGAGGUCGAAUUGUUAGGGCAUGUGAGGCAUCGGAACAUUGUUCGAUUGCUCGGCUUUUGCAGUAACAAUGACAUUACCCUUUUGUUAUAUGAAUACAUGCCAAAUGGGAGCUUAGAUGAAUUACUCCACGGAAACAAAGAGGCCAAUUUGUUAGCUGAUUGGUUCACUAGAUACAACAUAGCAGUUGGGGUGGCUCAAGGGAUAUGUUAUCUUCACCAUGAUUGUCACCCUGUUAUUGUUCACAGAGAUUUAAAGCCCGGUAAUAUUCUUUUGGACGCCGAAAUGGAGGCGAGGGUCGCUGAUUUCGGGGUGGCGAAGCUGAUACAGGGUGAUGAGUCGAUGUCCGCCAUUGCGGGGUCGUAUGGGUACAUUGCUCCUGAGUACGCUUACACCCUGCAAGUCGACGAGAAAAGCGAUAUAUACAGCUUUGGUGUGGUUUUGAUGGAGAUUCUCAGUGGGCGGAGGUCCGUCGAAUCAGAGUUUGGAGAUGGUAACAGCAUAGUAGAUUGGGUGAGAAGCAAGAUCAAGACCAAAGAGGGGGUUUCAGAGGUCUUGGACAAGAAUGUAGGGGCUUCAUGUGGACCUGUGAGAGAGGAGAUGAUGCUUGUUCUGAGAGUGGCUCUUCUGUGCACCGCCCGUUGUCCGAAUAACCGGCCCUCAAUGAGAGAUGUUGUUUCCAUGUUACAAGAGGCGAAACCCAAGAGGAAGUUGCAGAGUGGUGGUAAUGGCAAUGGUGGUGGUGGAAAUGGGAGCCCUUUGCCGAAAUCAGCUGAUUAAUUGGUGGUGAAAUGGUUGAGGGAUUGGAGGGGUUUUAGAAACUUUUCCAACUAUCUAUAUACACUUUUCUCACUGUGUUUCCUCUCUUGCUUUCCCCUUCCCUUCCCUUCCCUUCCUUUCCUUGGUCUCUCUGUUUUCAGUGUGUUUCCUCUCUCUCUCUCUUUCUUCUCUUGACAGUAUUCUUCUCCCUCUCUCCUAAUUUUACUUAUCUCUAUAGUGUUUCUUCUCUCCCUCCCUCCCCCCCUUUUGGUCACCUUCUCUCUCUCUCUCUUAUGUACAGUGUUAUCUCUCUGUUUUCUAGAGCUCUCUCUCUCUCUCUAGGCUUUUUUGCCCUCUAUACAAGAUUGGUUGCAUCAACAUCCUUUUAUAACAUAGUAUGUGGUUCUUCUAAUUAAGAUGGUUAUUGGUUGGAUAGACAUUUGAGAGUUGCAGGUGUCAAUGGAGAGUUGUGAUUGGUACAUCAAUGGAUAAAUUUCUUUUUCCUUUUAUUUCA